Molecule: messenger RNA, 1028 nt
Organism: Cydia amplana
Lineage: Eukaryota; Metazoa; Arthropoda; Insecta; Lepidoptera; Tortricidae
Product: zinc finger protein 239-like
Exons: 2
Coding region: 18-1028 (336 amino acids)
Source: RefSeq, a predicted model, not a curated record
AGUAUAAGUAUUACAUUAUGUCGGACUCGGUCCAAAUAAAGGAAGAGCCUCAUUCAGACGAUGACAACGCAGCCGAGAGAGCAGAGUUCGGCGAGAAAGUAGUUAAAUGCGAGUCGCUAGAGAUUGAGAUUACGCCUGAUGUGCCGGGCGAUGUAGACGAUCCACUGGGCACAGAUGACACAUGCCACCAAGAAUCUACAUCUGCAACUGCAACCAAUGAAGAACCGGAAAAAACGUGGAACAUAGAAAUAUCCUCAGCAAAGCUAUACACUUGCACCAUUUGCAAAAAAACCUUCGAUAUUCUAGAUCACUUAAUAUCACACAGGCGAGCUGAACACGUGACGGAUGUGAAAGAAAAAUCUGUCUCCUGUGACUGGUGUGAUAAGAAGUUUAGAAGAAACUGUGAAUUAAACAAACACAUCCGUGUUCACACUAGAGAGAGACGCUUCGGUUGUGACUUAUGCGAGAAAAGAUUCAUCCGUAAAGAAGAAUUACAACUUCAUAGACAAUUACACUCUGGAGAGAAGCCUUUUUCAUGCGACGAAUGUGAUAAACAAUUUGCUGUCAAACAAUAUCUAACGAGACAUAAACUGACGCAUAAACAAGUAAAUUAUCCUUGCGAUGAAUGUGGAAAAGUUUUUACUGUUAAAAAGUAUCUAAACGUCCAUAAACGUACUCAUAGUGGUGAAAAACCGUUUGCGUGCGAUAUAUGUGAUAAACAGUUUACGUUGAAAGUUAAUUUAAAUAAUCAUAGAAAUAUACACACUGGGGACCGGCCGUUCUUUUGUGAAGUAUGUCAGAAACAAUUUGCGCAGUUAAGUUGCUUGAUCACGCAUAGAAAGAUACACACUGGGGAAAAGCCAUAUGCUUGUGAUAUAUGCGGGAAGCAGUUCGCUUUGAAGUGGCUGCUGGGUAGGCAUAAAGAUGUACACGCGCAGAUUACGUACCCUUGUGAUGUUUGUCAAAAGACUUUUACACAAAAGCGUAGUUUGGCCGUUCAUCAAAAAUUGCGUUGUGAUAAAUCUUGA